Molecule: messenger RNA, 2563 nt
Organism: Amyelois transitella
Lineage: Eukaryota; Metazoa; Arthropoda; Insecta; Lepidoptera; Pyralidae
Gene: Mlh1
Product: DNA mismatch repair protein Mlh1
Exons: 11
Coding region: 318-2552 (744 amino acids)
Biological process (GO): mismatch repair
Cellular component (GO): MutLalpha complex
Molecular function (GO): mismatched DNA binding; ATP binding; ATP hydrolysis activity
Source: RefSeq, a predicted model, not a curated record
CCAAGGACCACAAUAUAGUAAAAAGUGCGACAUUCACAGUCUUCGUAGUUCCCAUAGUUUCUUUAGACAUUACAUAUUAAUUUCUGUGCCAUAAUUCAUAGACUAUAGACCUUGGACGUCAAUUUUGUUUUGAUCUAGUUUUGUUUACAUUAGUAUCUGUGUGUGUAUUGUUUCGUAGUUUGGUUUACAAAGUACAUACUCAAACUAUUUCAUAAAAUAUAGGUUAAUUAGAGCAAAGAACGCCUGAAAACUAGAUGUGGUUUAUUAUUUUAUAUUCACUAGUAUCAAGCAUUAGCAGCCGCUAAGUAGGUACGAACAUGGCAGAACCGGGGAUAAUUAGAAAAUUGAGCGAAGAAGUUGUCAAUCGCAUUGCAGCUGGAGAAAUUGUCCAAAGACCGGCUAAUGCUUUGAAAGAGCUAAUUGAGAACAGUUUAGAUGCAAAGUCAACCAACAUCAUAGUCACUGUAAAAGCUGGGGGUCUGAAGUAUUUACAGAUCCAAGACAAUGGCUCGGGCAUCAGGAGUAAAGAUUUGGAUAUUGUCUGUGAGAGGUUCACAACCUCCAAGCUGAGCGAAUAUGAUGACCUGAAGCAGAUCAGCACGUACGGUUUCCGCGGGGAAGCCCUGGCCAGCAUCAGUCAUAUAGCUCAUCUCACUAUACUCACUAAGACGGCUGCGGCUAAAUGUGCUUACAAAGCUUCAUACGAAAACGGCAAACUGAAGGGGCCUCUAAAACCAUGUGCGGGCAAUACCGGUACACAAAUCACAGUGGAAGACUUAUUUUACAAUGUGCUAGCCCGUAAGAAGGCCCUCCGAAGCCCUACGGAGGAAUACACGCAUAUCAUGGAUGUGGUCGGUGGAUACGCAAUACAUAAUAGUCAUGUAGGCUUUACAUUGAAGAAAUUUGGAGAGAAUACCGAUUUGAAAACACCGAUGAAGUCCACUGUGAUUGAUAAUGUUAGAAUUAUUCAUGGCAACGCGAUAGCUCGCGAGCUUAUGGAGAUAGAGCUUACUGAUCCCACACUGAAGCUUUCGGUCCACGGGUACAUCACCAACGUGAACUUUUCUCACAAGAAGGGAACAAUGUUGUUGUUCAUCAAUCAUCGAUUGGUGGAGUCGCAGGCAAUACGCAAAGCUGUGGAUUCUAUCUAUUCUACUUAUUUGCCCAAAAAUACUCAUUCCUUCGUCUACCUGAGUCUUGAACUAGAUCCUAGAAACGUGGAUGUGAAUGUUCACCCAACAAAACACGAGGUGCAGUUUCUUUAUGAAGAGCAGAUCAUAGAGAAGAUAAAGGCGUGCAUAGAGAGCAAACUCCUGAGCUGUAACUCUACUAGGGUGAUGUAUACUCAGGCCAGAUUGCCUGGUGCGACGGCGGUCGAAGAAAUUGUUAAGAAAACAACAGAUGGUGCCAAAGUUUAUGCCCACGAGCUUGUAAGGGUAAAUGCGGAUGUUCAAAAAAUUGAUAAGUUCUUCCCCGCCGCUCCCAAAAUUAUUGAAACCAAAUCCAUAAAUAAUAUAGAACAACCCAAAGACAAUCUAGAACCUAGAAGUGCUGAAGAUGAUAAAGCAAAAAGAAAUAUGGAAAUAGAUGAUGGUACGCAAAAAAAGGAAAUAGAUAAUAAAGAUAUGGAAGUAGAAAAUAUUCCUAAAAUUGUAAUCGAGGAAACAUCAGACGAUGUUCUAGAAAAUUCCUUAGUAAAUGAACCAGUUAAUAAACAACCCGAUAGAUGGAAAGCCCACACGUCUGCAGAUCAAGCAAACAUAACUUAUAUAGAUCCUAAAGAAUCGUUUAAAACUAGAACAUUCAAAUACGAGCGUGUUGAAACAAGACUGACUAGUGUAAAGGAAUUGAGGUUAGAUGUUGAGAAUAAGUGUAACAGUAAUUUAAGAGAGAUUUUAGCAAAUCUCAUUUUCAUUGCGUGCAUUGAUGUGCAUAAGUCGUUGAUACAACACGCAACUAAAUUGUACCUGUGUAAUACUACUAGAUUAACUGAAGAGUUGUUCUACGAGACGAUGUUGUACGACUUCCAAAACUUUGGCUUUAUCAAGCUGUCUAAUCCGUUACCUCUAGAAGAACUCAUUGUUCUAGGAUUGAGUUCACAAGAUGAGUGGGAUUCAGAAUUAGGUGACAUGCACGAUCUUGCUCAAAAAAUGGUGGAGCUUUUACUCAAUAAAAGGGCUAUGCUGCUUGAGUACUUUUCACUCGAAAUUAACGCCGAUGCAGAACUGUUAGCGUUGCCUCUUCUCUUAGAUGGUCAUACGCCUUUCAUGGGCGCCUUACCGACCUACCUCGUUCGUCUCGUCACCGAAGUCGAUUGGGAGUCAGAGAAAACAUGUUUCGACACGUUCAGUCGACAAACAGCCAUCUUCUAUUCUCAACCGAACCCUGAUAAAACGCCGCAAGUAACUAAAGCCGAGUUUUGGAGACAGGAACAUGUGAUAUUCCCAGCUAUUCGAAGAAAUUUCUUGCCGCCAACAAGUUUUGUUAACAAUGGAGCGAUAUUGCAGAUCGCGAGUUUGAACGAUCUCUACAAAGUGUUUGAAAGAUGUUAAUGUAAGUAAUA